AUGCAUAUUGGCUUCAUAGGUUUGUUCAAAUGGGGUGUUAAACAUGGUCUUGGCCAUUACCAUUCCAGGAAUGGAGAUACAUAUGUUGGAGAAUAUCUUGCAGACAAGAUGCAUGGUUUUGGUGUUUACAGUUUUGCAAAUGGUUAUAGAUAUGAAGUUUCAUGGCAAUAUGGAAGAAGACAGGGACUUGGAAUGUACACUUUCAAAAAUGGAGAGACUCAAUCUGGACAUUGGCAAAAUGGUGUUCUUGAUGUUCCAACCUCACAAAGUGCCACUUAUCCUGUUUCACCUGUUGUUGUUUAUCAUUCCGAACUUCUUAAUGCAAUUCAGGCAAGAAGAGCGGGUGAGAAAGCAUAUGACGUGGCAAAAAUAGAUGAAAGAGUGAACAAGGCGGUGGCAGCCACCAACUGA
Messenger RNA from Lactuca saligna, 411 nucleotides. The record is from the annotation of a GenBank genome assembly. Lineage: Eukaryota; Viridiplantae; Streptophyta; Magnoliopsida; Asterales; Asteraceae.